AACAUUCGAACCAGUCUCUCACCGCCUCAUAGCCCUCAUCUUGAAGACUACGCUUUUAACAACACCCCAAAAUCAAACACUUAUCAACGUCAACAUGGACGCCUUGGUACUCCGCAAUGAUGUGGCACAGCUUCGCCAUAGAAGCCAACAAGUACUCUCGACACUUCCAAUCGUCCCCAAAGACCUUCCAGAAAUGCCGGAGAUUGUCUCGGAAGGCCCUGGACAAUUCAUGCAAAACAUUCGCGGCGUUCUCCGUUAUCUCAAGAAAGUCCGUAAAGCCUUGAAGCGUGCGGGUGCCGACGAAUCGUUUGAGAAGCUCGAUUCAUGGCGGCGAGCGGUCACGAAUUGGCACGAUGCCGUCCAAGAAUCUCCGGAGACGUUUGUCGAAUACGAGAGGACUGGGAAGAUGCCUAUUCCAAAGAUCACCUUGGAAUGGUACUCGUCUCUCCGCUCCCAGCAACAGACUCUGGUUCCUGGUCACUCUGAUGUUUCUUCAACACUCCACGAGUCUUCCGACGAGUCUGCGCCGUCCAGUAAUGCCGAAACCGUACACGAACAUGAAGAUUCAACCUCCCCAGCCUCAUAUGAGUUCACCUUCCCUGAAACUGGGGCUGCACCUUCAGAGGUCUACGUGUUCUCUAGCGCUGAAUCAUCAUCGCAGGAAGAUGAGCAUCUGGAGGGUCAGUCUGACUCAAAUGUCGAAGAGUCUGUGCCGCCUAUUGCCUCUGAUCAGGAACCAGAGCACAAAGUUGUUCUGACAAAAGACAACGAUGUUGCUACCGUGGGUGGUGGGGAAGAAGGCGGCGUUGCCAACGACACUAUCACAGCCGAAGGCAGUGCGUCUCCAGAAGUUGAUCCACAAGAACCAGUCACAGUCAAAGAGCCAGGACACGAAAUUGGCACCUCAACCUCUGCAAAUUCGUCUGGGUUCACCCUCCCUCAGACUGGAACUGGGCUGUCUCACGUCUUCGUGUGGAUGGCUUCUCAAGAGCCAUCACAAGAACCUGUCGUCGCCAAAGAACCUGAAGGAGAAGUUGCUGCCAUCGCCGCUCCGAGUUCAUUUGGAUUCACACUUCCCCAGACAGGGACUGGCCUUUCCCACGUCUUCCCUUGGUUGGUCUCUCACAAGUCGUCUCACGAAGAUGAACAUUCUGCAGGCGAAGACCAAGAAGAACACCAACCUCUUGUCUCAGAACAGGAAUCGGGCGAUGGAGUUGUUGUAGCAGAGGGCGAUGAUGCCGCUACCACAACCAGUGAUGAAGAAGGUGCUCGUGUCGAAGACAUUGUCCCUGCUGAAGCGAGUGUGGCAGGCGAAACCAAUACACAAGGACCUGUGACCACUGAUCCAGCACUUCAGGACAGCGUUGAAGCACCGAUUGAAGACCCAGUCUGUGAGGCGUCGAACAACGGUGGUGAUCAUACUGCAGACUCCCAAAACUCCAGCCGUGACAUUGAGUCCGAACGUGCCGCCAAACCAGAUCCCUACUCGAUGGGCGAUGAAGUCAGUGCUGUGGACGACUCGACCCUCAUGGAGGAUCUCACCUCCGAGGCAGAGAAAGCAGAGGAGGAGUCGGCAAUCUUGCCAGAGGGCUCAGCUGGUGUUGCAGAGCUUGCAGCCGAUUCGAUCGCCGUCAAGUCCAACGACAAACUCGCCCUGUCCACUACUACAGCAGCAAACGGCCAAGCUUGCAACGACGACAAGACAACAACAACAACAACAACUGUACCGUUGCAUUUUCCAAAACUCUCACCGACCUCCGUACUUGUCAGUGCCACCGCUGGUGCAUUCAUGGCGGCAAGAUUCCCCGUCGUCUCUGCCUGCAUGCUGUAUGCCGGCAUUGCAUACGCAAAGUACAGUCUCAACCACUAGAGACAUGUAACGACUCCGACCUUUCCUUUGUUAUUCAAGUGUCAUUACGGUGCGGUCUGCAACAACACGUCAGACAUCAUCUUCGGUUUCUACGAUUAUGAUGACUACUGUAUGAAUACGGCACUCUCGGUUUUACACGACUUUCGGUUGUUUUUACUACUCUCGGUUUCUCAUUGCGACUUUCGGUUUUCUUGAGGAGUUUCGGUUUUUCUCAUUACGACUACAACGUAUGAUUACAGCACUCUUUAGUUUUCUCAAUGGGACGACAAUUGUUCGAGUACAGCACGGUGUGAAGCGUGAUGUAGACGGAUGGACAUGGUAACUGG
Exophiala viscosa is the source of this 2196-nucleotide messenger RNA. RefSeq lists its product as uncharacterized. Lineage: Eukaryota; Fungi; Ascomycota; Eurotiomycetes; Chaetothyriales; Herpotrichiellaceae. The transcript has a single exon. The record is from RefSeq and is a predicted model, not a curated record. Bases 95 to 1870 code for a protein of 591 amino acids.